AGGCAGUACCCCCUCACUCUGAAGAGGGCAGUGGCUAGCCUCUGGCACCAAGCUCUAGCUUCCCUUCCUAGGAGAAAGGUGGGCAGGGGAAGGCUCAGAAGACUGAAGUCUUCAAGCACUGUAAGCUCCCCUUUAAACUCUAUUAAACAUAGUGACCGAUGGAAUCUGUACACGAACAGCGGGCUACCUAAGACCCGUCCUUCUGCAGGCGAGCUGGAAAAGGAGAGGAGGAAGGGAGGGAGCUCAAACAACUCACUAUGCGCAUGCUCGAGACCUGUGGCUCGCGCAUGUGCAGGGCCUGGUGCUUAUCCCGCGGCUCAGCUGGGCGGAAUCCCCCCGGGUCGAGACGAUGGAGUCGGCGGUGGAAGAACUGAUGCCCCGCCUCUUACCAGUGGAGCCCUGCGACUUGGCAGAAGACUUCGACCCCUCCGUGCCGCCUCGGACGCCCCAGGAAUACCUGAAACGGGUCCAGCUUGAAGCUGCACAGUGUCCAGAUGUUGUGGUGGCACACAUUGACCCAAAGAAGUUGAAAAGGAAGCAAACUGUGAAUGUUUCACUUUCAGGAUGCCAGCCUGCUCCUGAAGGAUAUUCUCCAACACUUAAAUGGCAACAACAGCAAGUAGCACAAUUUUCAACUAUUCGCCAGAGUGUGAACAAACACAAAAAUCACUGGAAAUCACAACAUUUGGAUAGCAAUGUCACCAUGCCAAAAUGCGAAGAUGAAGAAGGCUGGAAAAAAUUUUGUCUGGGGGAAAGAUUAUAUGCUGAAAUGUCUAUUGCAACAACUACAGGUGAAAAUCCAGGAAUAGACUAUGUGCAGAUUGGUUUUCCUCCCUUGCUUAGUAUUGUUAGCAGGAUGAAUCAGGCAACAAUAACUAGUGUCCUAGAGUACCUGAUUAACUGGUUUGGAGAAAAAGACUUUACUCCUGAAUUGGGAAGAUGGCUUUAUGCUUUGUUAGCUUGCCUUGAAAAACCAUUACUGCCUGAAGCUCAUUCAUUAAUUAGGCAACUUGCAAGAAGGUGCGCGGAAGUAAGAUUCUUAGUGGAGAGUAAAGAAGAUGAGCGAGUACCUGCUUUGAAUCUAUUGAUCUGUUUGGUGAGCAGGUAUUUUGAUCAGCGUGACCUGGCUGAUGAACCAUCUUGAUAUAAAUAUUUAAGAUGUAAAAGAAACAAGGAAAUUACUACUGUGCAAGCCAAAUAGCCCACAUGAAGGCAGGUUUCAUCAAUAUUUCAAUGAUGUAAGAAUCUUAAACUUGAUCUCUUUACUGAAAUUAAUGUCCCUAGCAAGAUCAGUGUUAUGUUUUAAAAGACUAAACUGGCUGAGCAGUAUGUUACGUAGUUAGUCAUUAGUUUUGUUCAAGUGUCUCCAAUUUACAUACCUUUUAGAAAGAUUAAAAGUCAUUCUAGAAGUGAAAUGCCUUGUAUAAGAACCUUUUCUAAAUAAUAAAAAGUUAUUACAUUCUUAAAUAUGAAUGCUAAAAAUAUUUGGUGCAAACAAGUUUUAAAAUUUCUUUUGCUGUAAUUGAGAUUUGGAUACUAAUAACUCACUGAUCAAAAUAAAGUGAAAAAGUAAAACCUGAAGCCACCUAGAUGUUCUCAGGAAUAGAUUAAAACAAACUGAAUUGAAAGUAAAAAUGAAUCAAUAUUAAGUCAAACAAUAUUUAUUAAAUACCACUGGUAAAACUAUGUGGAAUACUCAAUAUAAAACAGACAUUUUAUUUAAUAUGUGCAACAAAUAGUUUAAAAUUGUUGGAACUGAAUAUUCCUGUCAACUAAUAUGGUUGAAGAACGAAUGUUCUUAAUUAUCCAUUAGCUGAAUAUAGUGAAAUUGACUUGGACAAAUAAUCUUUGCAUGUGAAGAGUCACCCUCGAUGGUCUCAUGUAUUUUUAGAAAUAUAAUCCCUUUAACCAUUUAUCUCAUGGGUACCCAUCCCAUCAAUUUGAUUUGUUCCCAAACACCCUUGAUUUCUACCCUUGCUGAUCCCAGAAAUUCUCUUCCAAUCCUAGUUUUUGUAGUGCCAUGACCAGACAAAUACAAAGUCUCUUCAUACAAAUCUGAAAAUUGUUUUUACUAAGAACAAACUUUAUUCUAGUGUUGCUUAUAGAAUCAUUUAAGGUUUUUUUCCCUUAAAUUAAAAACCCCUUAUCAUCUGUCUUAGAAUCAAUACUGUGUAUUGGUUAUAAAACAGAAGUGCAGCAAGGGCUAGACAGUGGAGAUUAAGUGACUUGUCCUGAGUCACACACCUAGGAAAUACCUGAGGUUGAGUUUGAACCCAAGACCUCCUGUCUUUAGGCCUGACUCUCAAUCCACUCAGCCACCAAGCUGCACUACCAUUUAAGUUCAUUGUUAACAUACCUCCAACUUUUUUUUUUUAAAUCCACUUACUGACUAAUGUUGGAAAAUUUUUUAGAUGAUCACACAUGUAAAAUCUGUAUCAGAUUGCUUAAUGACUUAGGGAGGUAGAGAGGGUGAGAAGGAAGGAUUUGGAACUCAGAUUUUAAAAAAAAAUGUUAAAGAUUGUUUAUGUAAUUGGGAGAAAAUAUUUAAACAAAAAAUUAAAAUCUAACUUUUUUCCCUUUGCUAAUUCAGCCAAGACUUCAGUUUUGCCCUUUUUUAAAUGUCAAAUAAAUAUCAUAAACCAAUAAAGCAGAAGCACAAAAAUA
Messenger RNA from Monodelphis domestica (gray short-tailed opossum), 2664 nucleotides. It is a transcript of the gene GEMIN2, whose product is annotated as gem nuclear organelle associated protein 2. Lineage: Eukaryota; Metazoa; Chordata; Mammalia; Didelphimorphia; Didelphidae. Gene Ontology annotation, biological process: spliceosomal snRNP assembly; spliceosomal complex assembly. Gene Ontology annotation, cellular component: spliceosomal complex; nucleus; SMN complex. The record is from RefSeq and is a predicted model, not a curated record.